This is a messenger RNA of Apis laboriosa (Himalayan honeybee), 623 nucleotides long. Its product is annotated as gustatory receptor 68a-like. Gene Ontology annotation, biological process: sensory perception of taste. Gene Ontology annotation, cellular component: membrane; neuronal cell body; axon. The transcript has 5 exons. Bases 24 to 623 code for a protein of 199 amino acids. Lineage: Eukaryota; Metazoa; Arthropoda; Insecta; Hymenoptera; Apidae. The record is from RefSeq and is a predicted model, not a curated record.
UUCGCGGGAUAAUUUACUUCAUCAUGGAUGCCUCGAUGAAUACACAAAUUUUGAUAUUCGUGUGCAUUUUAUUCCUUAUCGAGGAACGAUUCCGUCAUCUCUGCUCAAUGAUAGAAUUCUCUAAGGUUGACAAGAUAAUAGAGGCGCAUCGAUCAAUUAGGCAUUCGAUGUUACAACAGAUAUGGUGGCUUCAUUGUUCUCUAGCGAACGCGACCGAAAUAAUUAAUUCCGUAUACGCGAUCCAGUUGUUGUUUUGGAUCUCGACUAUGUCGUUCAACCUGAUGUCGAGGAUUUAUUCGUUGAAAGUGUUCAAAUUAUCGGAUUACGGGAAGAUCAGGGAAUCAAUGCUGGUGACUGAUUGCGCGUGGAACCUCGUAUUGAUUACCACCGUGUGUCACAUGACAGCUCAUCAGGCGAAUCGUGUCGGCAAGCUUAUUUUCUCACCUUACUCUUCCGUUUCUCUGAAAUCGAAUUUACAUUUACAGGAAAAUAUAGAAGCAGCGGCUUACUUUCAACUAAGGAAAGUACACAUUUUUACCGUUGCUGGUUUAAUACGCGUCGAUCUUCCUCUUCUGCUUUCGAUAUUCUCAGCGAUAACAACGUACUUGGUGAUCCUUACUUAA